Molecule: messenger RNA, 7075 nt
Organism: Haliotis rufescens (red abalone)
Lineage: Eukaryota; Metazoa; Mollusca; Gastropoda; Lepetellida; Haliotidae
Product: protein enabled homolog
Exons: 12
Coding region: 239-1681 (480 amino acids)
Molecular function (GO): SH3 domain binding
Source: RefSeq, a predicted model, not a curated record
AAUCAUGGCGUCUGGGAAGGAAGUGGAUUUGUCGCAGUGACCAAUUGACAGUUGGACAGAACGUCAAAAAUUGGGACUAGUUUUAACUCUUAAUCGCCUUGUCUAGUUAUUAUAUGUUACGAGGUGGUUUACAAAUAUUCUCGACUAAUUCCUCCUAUACAUUCUAAUCAUAAAGGAAGAAAAUACCUGCUGAGUUAAUCCACAUUAUUCUCUGCAGAACAAAACAACAACAAAAAACAUGAGUGAGUUAGCCAUUGUGGCUGCUCGAGCCUCUGUUAUGAUAUACGAUGAUGCCAACAGGAAGUGGAUACCAAGUGGCGCCACCCAGGGGCUGUCGAAAGUUCAGAUAUACCACCAUACCACACAGAACUCCUUCAGGGUAGUGGGGCGCAAACUGCAGGAUCAUGAGGUGGUUAUAAACUGUGCCAUAUUAAAAGGAUUAAAAUAUAACCAGGCUACAGCAACAUUUCAUCAAUGGCGGGACAGCCGGCAAGUUUAUGGAUUAAAUUUUGCUAGCAAGGAAGAAGCAGAACACUUUGCUCAUGCCAUGAUGACAGCAUUAGACACAUUGAACAUUUCAGAUGGAGCAUCACAGUAUGAACGUGGAGAAGAGCCAACAUCACCUUCAGGUCGUAGAAUAAGUAUGCCUUACUUUGACGUGAGUCACUCCCCAGUGCCACCAUCUGCCAUGGCCAUGAGGAUCGGUGGUAGUCUGAAGCGUAUUUACCACAAGCCAGCACCAGUUACGCCAGCCCCAGCUCCUCCAGCGCAGCCACAGCAGCAGAUCUACAGCCAGAUUGGCAACCAAAAUGGGCCACCAGAUAUGGAAAAUGAGAGACUUCAUCGCGACGAGUUCCAGACUCACAAGCGACAGAUGUCUGGUGGAGGAGUUCCAGGAAUGCGCGACUCUCAACCUCAUGACCCCUCCCCAGUGGUGCCGCAGCCUCCGCAGGCUCCAUCGGCACCCCCAGCUCCUCCAGCCCCACCCGCUCCACCGGCUCCUCCACCAGCCCCAUCUCCAGGAGGUGCACCAAGAGCACCCCCACCGCCAGGAGCAGGUGCCCCUCCACCCCCACCUCCACCACCACCAGCUUCCAAUGCACCUUCAUCAUCUAAUCAAGGCGGGCUAGCAGCAGCCUUGCAAGGAGCCAAACUGAAGAGAGUUGCAAAGCCUGAAGAGUCAAGUGGACCAGGCAGUGUGGGAGACAGCAGCGGGGGUAUGGGCACAUUGGGUCGUACCUCCGGUGGGGGAGGUGGUGGCAGCGGCGGCAGUGGUGGCGGCGGCAUGGACAACAUCAUGAGUGAGAUACAGAAGAAACUGGCACAGAGGAGAGCAAAGGCAGAUAACUCUGGACAGGAUGAUAGCAGUGCGGGGUCAGAGCCAGCAGCCACGCCCCCUGCCCCAGCCCCCGCAGGCGGGGACGCAGGGAGAAGACCAUGGGAGAAAAAUACAGCAGCACAAGGCAACGGGAAGUUUGUUAAUGGAUCCGGAUCUCCUAAACCGCUCAGAAAACGCAAUCCCUCCCUGACAGGUCAGGAGAACUUGAGUAUGGCCGUGAAUGGAUCCUCUGGAGACUUGGAGUCCUUGAAACAGGAGAUCUUAACUGAGAUGAGAAAAGAGCUGCAAAACAUGAAGAAGGAAAUUAUAGAUGUAAUCCGCCAAGAGAUCGGACACAGAUAAAGACUGUUACAGCAAGCGUGAAUUGCUCAUCAUGUCAUCAGUUUUUAUGUCGUCAGUGUGGUGGACGACGCCCCCAGCGUACAGUGCUGACACAGAGCCAGGGAACAUCUUCCAACAUUGAUCAUCAUCUCCUGUUCCAUUAAUACAACUACACACAGACUGUACACACGAAUACACCACUCAGCUCAUACACACAGGAAUGCAUACUCAUGUCUUCAUCCCAGCUGUAGCCUCAUCAGAUAAUACUACUGGGUAUGCUGCUAUCAUCUUAGACCAAAUCAGAGAUCACAAACCCGUCGACCAUAACCAGUACUCCGCUUCGCCUUGUAGACGUGUGGCAUCAGAAAUACUCCACUGUUAGCAAUAGGAAUAUUGAUUGUAAUCUGCAUGUGAAUAUUGAUUAUGAUCAGCAUGUAUCAUUAGGGAAAUGGGAUCAAAUAUCCCAAGGAUGUUUGCCCUGAAUCUGUAAACUAACUUGUCUUAAGGGGAGAUAAUCUGUAUAUAAAAAGGCACCCCCAGUACAAGGAAACAAUUCCAACAGAAUAUGAAUUGUGUUAGUAAUAUAAUAGGUUGCUGAUAUCACAUGCUUCCUUGUUCCUUCUGUUAAUAAUAGUUCAUGUUAAUGUAAUGUAGCCCACAGACUGAUAGAUCUUUGAGAAGUUUUAGAAAGCUGCACUCACACCUUUUGCUUUGCAACCAUUAGCUGUCAUAGAUGAAAUAUAAUUAUAUAUAUACGGAGUAAGUCUGGUAAAAACAGGUGAAACUUGUAUUGUAAAAAUAUAUUCUUAAAUAUUCAAGUGUGAUGCAUGGACUCUGAUCAAAAUGUAGAGUGUGAGUUGCCUCUGAGGGCAGUGUACAUGCUACAGUUAGUCUAGCAUUUAGAGGAGCUAGGAAUGACAACAGAAGCUGGAGGAAUGAGAUCUGCAGAUCAAGUGCAAUGUAAUCGGAGCAGCAGUGCAUUGUGGAAACUGCCUCCGUUGAUUGUCCUGUUGUUGUAUUAAUGGACCUGGGACACUGAUAGUUUUGGUGACUGGCAUAGUGUACUGUGUAGAUGCGACCAGUCCGAACAAAUGAAGCUUGAUGCUUUGAUAAUGAACCAAUGGAGAACUCUGCCAAUUGUAUAAAUCUUUUCUAUUUUAAGGUGUAAUAUUAUCAUGAUCUUAUUAUGAUUUCACUGCAUGUCCUCCUUAUGCUGGCAUUAUGUUCAAUUCUGGGGGAGCAGGUUACAGGACUUGCUGUAGGAGAAGGUCAUUGGUUGGUGUAUUCACACAGGCUCACUUCAUGAUGUGACAAUACUUAGAGCACCAAUUUGCAUGUAAGACCUACUCCUCACUCAACCUAUUCAGUGUGUCAUUGGGUGUUGGGCACAGGGGCCAUGUUGUCUGAGGCAUCAAAUUCGCUAUGCAGAGUUGCAUCCCUUGGGCAUGCCAGAAACGCGAUCGUGGGUUCGAAUCCCGGUUCCCCGAUUAUGUUUCUAGGUUUGUUAGCACAAUAUCCAUACUUGGGGUUUUACCAAAGUGGAAAACGUCUGAGACCUGCACAAAUUUGGGCUUUUUAAGCUGGCACUCCAUGAUAUAACUGGAAUACUGUUCAAAGUGGCUUAAACCAAAUUCACCCAAUCACUCAAUAUCAUUGACAUAUUAAUCACACCAGGUUAUCAUUCAGGGAUAAGUUGAUCAAACUUUAAUCCUCAGCAUUUAUAGUUGUUAUUUAAUAGAAAUUCAUGUAUUAAUUUCCCUAAUUAGACACUUUACUGUUUCUCGGUGUGUUUUUUCAGUGACUAUUAUGCUAAAAAGGGAAGUUCUGUUGACUGCUAAAACUUCAGGAGUACACACACAAAAUCUGUGCAAGGCACAAGGCUGAUAUGGGUUUCAUGUCCACAAUGUUGACAUUUGUCACUUAUUUGUAAAGGGCAUUUCUACAUUGUGCAGUCAGGGAAGAAGGGUCCUGUAGUGUGUAGCAUACUACAGAUGGACAUGAUGUUAGCAUAGGGAGGCCUUGUAGAGGUGUAGAAGUCAAAUGAGGUGUGUUGCAUCUCUCACUGAUAGGACGACUCAACUCUCAGUCAAUGUGGCGAAGGGCAGCUCGGAUGCCAUGACAACGCUGUAGUACCUUGAUCAGACAUCAUCUUCUACAGAUAAUGUCAGCAAUUUUUAUAAAUUGAAUUAGUUUACCAAAGAAAAUGUCCUUCAGUAUCUGUUUAAGACAGACACAAAUUCUUUAUUUGAUGGUUGAAAAUUGAAAACUCGCUUGGAAUGUACUUGGUGCGCAACAGAGACUGUGCACCAGUUUUUUAUGUUAUUUUGUGAUACACUGCAAAUUCAUUAUUAGUAAUUUGUGUAAUUGAUAAGAAUUGGGUAGAAAUGAUAAUUGUCCAAAAAUGGCCACUAGAUCCAGCCUUGGCGUUUGAGCUGCCUCGAGUCCAACAUACCUGCCUAUAUGAUAUGAGCAUGUUGUAUUGGUCAGUGUUUGAUAAUGACACCAAAGAAUCUUCACAUUCUUGAUGGUUUAGAGUGUAUGCUCAUUUACUGUGUAAAUACUGUUAUUGAUGUGGAACUUUCUCGCACUGUUUAUCUUGCAUCUAAUGACUUUUCAUGUAGUGGAUGAAUGACAAAGCUUGUAUUAUUCCCUAUCCCUGUGCAUGCCAAUUGUAUUCUAGCUGCUAGAAGCUACCCCUUUGCUCAGUACUUGAUCUCAAGACAAACCAUGGGCUGAGGCAACUCAUGCUUGCUUUGGUGGUGUUUCAUCAACAGGAAGAAAUGAUGUUGAAAAUUUCAGUAAUUGUUUCAUGUAAUUGGACUUUUCUUUUAAGGAAGUAUGACUUAUUCAGUUUUCAUGAAUCAGUGAAUCUUUUAUGAUCAAACAAUCUAUAUUUCUGUUUAUGAAAAUGAGAUUUUCUUUGGACGUUUGUUUACUUGCUAUCACUCCGUGUUCUUACUUUUAGGUUAAGGGGAGACUGGGCUCUGGAAAAUUGGCACUCCUAGCCAGUUUGACUUGUGGUUAACCCUUUGUGUAAAUCAUAUGAUGAAUAUCAAUCUGACAUGAAAUGAAUACCCCAGUUACAAAGAGGCAGUGUCUUAUUUUCACAGAAAGCAUGGCAAAGUGUUGACCUGGGCUAAAGGGCACAAUACCAUGGACUGUGAUUCCCUUUAAAAUUUUAUUGGUUUUCAUUUAGCACAGCUCUCAGCAAUAUUCCAGCUAUAUGACAGCAGUCAGUCCAUAACCUUGUCUGGACCAGACAAUCUGCCUAUUGAAAAAUGGAGGUUAUUUCCAUUCACAAUGACCAUGUGCUUAGAGUGGCAUAAAGCUAUUAUUUGAUCAUACAGAGUUACUUCCCUUGUACUGGACAGCCAGGUUUGUGUAAGGCACUUGUCAUGAUGUGCGGGUUUCCUCAGCCCUGGGGGACACGCCCAUGAAAAUCAUACACAUAAUAUAAUUAACCCUUCCAGUGAUAACACUGACACAUCACAAGUAGGUGCUAUGCUUGAUACUAACAAAAAGCCUCUGAUGGCUGAAUAAAUAAUCAGUAACAUUGCUCAUGUAGUUUUAGUCAGUAUUGAAAAUGAAAGGCUCUUGCUGUUAAACUAAUACUUUGACAAGCCAUUUAAGUCCACAGUUAUAUGUGAUUUGUAAUUAGAAGCCCAUCUCAUCAUCAUCUUGUUAUACAAAUCAAAAUUUCAGUCUAUCAGUGUACAUACAUCUGUGUGUGUUUUGGCCUUUUCUGCUGAAAUUUUGUCGAUUGCCUCAAUUUAAGGAUAGCUUUUAACUGUGCAUUUUUACUUCAUUUCUAUGAAAACAAAGAGAGAGCUGAUUUUUCAAAGAUUGUCUUUGCUAAUUACGAGUCUUCCAGACCAGAAACAAUCAUUGAUUUGAAUGAUUUAUUGCAGCGUUGAUAUCACAAAUAACUACCAUUGUACAUGUGACAGUUUUUUUGUCUGACAAUUCAAUAUUGAGGAAUAUUGAUACUUAACAAACAAAUAUUUUUGUUUUCAUUCAAGAUUUUCUAAAUUUUUAAGAAAAAUCAUUAUUGUAUUGUGUAUUUAUGAAUUUUUCAAAGGUUGCUCUCAUGACUUCUGUUAUUGGCCAGCGUUCCUCAAACCAAUAAUUCGGUUACUUAGAACUGUACACACUUCAUAUCUAGUAGCAAGUAUUCGCAAAUAUUCUCGCUUUUAAGUCGCUUGGAGAAAUUGUUUUAAUUAUUAUCAUGUCCGAUAGAAUUUGUAGUUUCACCAAAAUGUUUAUGAAUUCAUCCCUUUAUCCUUGAAGAUGUGUUUAUUUACUGAUUUCUUGUGAUGUUUAUGAAUUUUUUUUGCACAUAAUUUUCCUUAUCAAUUUAAGUAUCUGUUAUGUAUCCUGUAAAUAUUCACGACUAUUUGAUGACCGUGCCUGUGUUUAUCGUUUUGCAUGAUUGAUAUUUAACGAACUGUAAUAACUAAUCAAACUGGAUCUACAUCCCAUAUUCUUCUUAUUAUUACAGAUAUUAUGUUCAUUAUUAUUUUUAUUUAUGUUAUACAUACCAUAUAUGUUUCCAGUCAAGCCACUCCACUCAUUAUGCAACAGUAAGCUGGGAGAUUGCAAGGGAGACAACCAAGUCUCAUUAACUUAAUGCUGGCCUCUGUGCUUGAUACUUACUGUCACCUUUCCUGUUCCCAUGCUGUCACUGUAGCCGGUAUUCUGCCCAAUACUUGCGUAGUAGGCAGUGAUUGUAAUUAUGCCAUAGGAACUCAGUUUGCAUUUGGUGCCUAUAGCUCCUAUUAAAGUUUAGAUUUGAGGGCAUGUCCUACAUCAGUUUUAAAUGUUGGACAAUUGUAUUACACUUUAAUCAGCUUCACAUUUUGACAGAGGAGAGUGUUUUAUGUCCAUAAGAAAUUACAUCCUCUUGCAGUGUGUCGAGCUGAAUGAAUAGUAGUUAUAGUGUUGACGCCCUGCACCGACGACACAAGAUUCCUCAUGUGGAGAUAAUUGGGUGAUGCCCAUUCCUGGAGUCCUUAAAGUAAUAUGGAAAGACUAUUGCGUAAUUCCGCGUCAAACUAUCACCCGUCAUGAUCAUAUAUACUCCAUGUACACCUAUCUACUUAUUUAGAUAUGCCCCUUAAUGUGUCAAAUGUGGUAUUUAAUAGUCAGUUUCUUUCAUUUCAACUUCAAAGUUCAUAGACUUUCUUUUUGAAUUGAUUUCCAAUUAAUAGAUCUGGCUAUGCCUUGAAGACUGAACUUUAUUAAACUAUCACAGAUAUCUCAACAAUGUGUUCAGCUUAAGACUUUUUUGUUCUCAAAUGUAUGAGUAAGUGAGAGUGUCAAGGAAGGUCAGUUGAUUCAGUGAUUCAGAGAAAGAUUUCCAUAAUCCUAAUGCUAUAGUGAAGAAAUCUGGAAAAACUUGAGGGAAGCAUACAUUUG